Messenger RNA from Suillus bovinus, 516 nucleotides. RefSeq lists its product as uncharacterized. The coding region runs from base 1 to 516 and encodes 171 amino acids. NCBI's taxonomy places the organism in Eukaryota, Fungi, Basidiomycota, Agaricomycetes, Boletales, Suillaceae. The record is from RefSeq and is a predicted model, not a curated record. The transcript is spliced from 3 exons.
AUGCCUGAAUUAUAUCCUUCUCCUGCAUCCACUUCUGACAAUCAGAAUUCCCUCAAUGAGUACCGGCCCCUCACUCUCACUCCUGCAGACAUUUCAGCUACAAUGUCAAUGUCUGCAUCGUGUAUCCGAGCAUGCAUCUCCCAAUAUCAGGCAGAGGCUGCAAACAACAAUCUUCCCCCUUUGGCUCGGAUCAGGCACUUCAAAGCUGGGCUGCAAUGGGAGAUCUCUAUCCCAGAGAUCCAUCCCAGAUCAUAUCUGGCUAUGAUACCCCAUGGUGGAUGGGAGAAACUGCAAUCCCAAACGAACCAUAGCAAUGAUGGCAUUGAGAAUGAUGGUUUGACAAUUCCGGAGCAGGUGGAUCAUACCUCAGUUCCAUCACUGAUGGGACUGAGGUGGAUUAGACAAUGCCUCCUGACAUUACUUGAGGAACAACAUGAGGGCAUCUGUGAUAAGAUGGCAGAGAUACAGAUCUACACUGCCAUUCUAGACAGAUUGAAGAGAGGCAGAGGAGAGUAG